Molecule: messenger RNA, 1665 nt
Organism: Ceutorhynchus assimilis (cabbage seed weevil)
Lineage: Eukaryota; Metazoa; Arthropoda; Insecta; Coleoptera; Curculionidae
Source: the annotation of a GenBank genome assembly
UUGUAAUGUUUUUGUUUGUUUUGGUGAUUAUCUAUUAAAUUAAAAAACCUGGAAAAACUACAAUGUUAUCCUUAUCAUCGAGAAUGAUCGACAACAAAUCAAUGGAUAAUAAUAAUUUAUGGCCAGAUCCCUAGUCAUGGUUUUACCCUUUACCAGUGAAUAUCAUCAUGGUAUAAAGCUGCUGACAUUUUGGAAUUAUUAUUCAACCGAAACAAAAUCUUGCCAACGAUGUUCAAACACUAGCCAAAAAACAAAGACCGCAGUAAGUAGCCUCCCGAACAAGACUGAGCAGAGUCCAAAUCCGUCCACGAAUUACAUUUCGUUGGAUUUUCUUGCCUGAAAAAACAUACCUACUAUAAUGAUUGGGCCUUCAUCACAAAUAAGCAAAAUCCUAGUAGGCUUACUAUGCCUAAUGCUUAUCUACUACGCUUACAUGGAUUAUAAUUUAUACGUGCGCAUUAAUAAUUAUCCCAUUAAUAACGAUUUAAGAUUUAAUAAUAGUGCAGAAGAAUAUAAGGAUGUUACUUGGAUAAAAUGCGACAUAAACCCUUUAUGUGAAGUUACUGUAAAAGCAGUUUUGUUAGAUCACACAAAUUAUUACUUGCUAGCCCCACUAGUUACAAUAGUUGAUAAUUUAAUGCACAUUUCCGAUAUCAAGCUUAUCACUCCAAACUCUAUUAGCUUUUUUCAUGUAUUUGUGGCUAUAUUGAGUGCUAAAUGCAUUUCCAGUGGUAAUUUAGCAUACAGACGUAUUGGUGUUAUUCUAUUUGAACUCAGAACGUGGCUGGACGAUUUAGACGGUCACGUGGCCCGAGUACGAAAGCAUAUAAAAGGAGAACAUUCUGAAAUUGGUACUCAAGGUUUUUACAUUGAUGGCAUUUGUGAUGCACUAGGGUGCACCGCUCUAGUCAUCGGAAUUUGGAUUUAUUUUAAAAAUAAUCCUCCUAGAAGGGGUUAUAUGCAAUUGCCAGCUGACUCAAAUGAUAAACUAUGCCGCAAAGUGGCAAUGAGAAAAAUUGUGAAAAAACUAGGGUUUUUCACUAUUCAAUUGAUUAUCAGUUCAGCUGCUUGGAACCGAUAUAUAGCUUUGUAUCAAGACUUGUUGGAACGUGACAAUGCUAAUUUAUAUGGACGGCAAAAUGAUAUAAUGACUAGUAGCUUUUUCUAUACAAUUUGCUGGAUGUGGCGAGUAGUCAACAUACACAAUAUGCUUCAUUGUUUACUGAUGGCAAUAUUUUGCGAUAAACUGUGGGAAUUUUUGUGUUACUUGCAAUAUUUGGGCUACGGAAUCUUGUUUUCUGUCAUUUGCAUUACGGAGUUGCAUUUUAUUGAUGCGAAAAAUUACGUUUUCAAUUGGAUAACUGGUGCUAACGAUGUAAAGUAAUCUAAAUUCACAUUAUAAUAAUAUAUUGUACUAUGAAAAAGAAAAGUUAGGGUGAGGUUAAGACUGUGAUAUGUUUGACUUAGAAGCGCGAAGAAUAGGAAUUUGAUGCCUUUGCAGGAUUUGAUUAAUUUUCCUAUUAAAAAUUUACCCUGUGAGGGUCAAAUAUAAGCUUUUUGAAUUCACUUUUUUAGUUUAAUUUUUGGGAUUAGUAGGAGUACCGGAAAUAGAAUUUGUAUGCUUUUUUGAUUUCCUCUUUGUGUCUGAAUUUUUGUCAAUAAUUC